AUAAAAGGGAAGACUUAUUGUCAGAUUUGAUUAAUUUGUGGACAGACGUCUAGAAACCGCAUACAAUGGCCUACGAAGGAAAAGUUUACACGUUCGACAGCCAGGAGAACUUCGACGAGUACCUCAGGCGUAUGGGUGUCACUGAAGAGGUGAUUCAACAAUACGCCGAGUUUAAGGGCACCGCCGAGUUAAGGAAGGAGGGAAACAAGUACAGAUACAUCACUACCGCCGUCCAUGGCAACAACGAAGUCGUGUUCGAGUCUGGCGUGGAGGUCGACGAUGUAGGCCUGGGUCGUGUUCCGAUCAAGAGCGUGUACACAGUCAACGGUAAUACAGUGACACAGGUUGUCAAGGGCAGCGAAGGAAAAGGCGCCGUAAUUAGAGAAUUCAGCGAAGACCUCCUCAAAAUGACCUUAACCUCUGAUUCGCCGGAUUUCGUCGCAUACAGAUAUUACAAGGCUUAAUUUUAUUGUUAUGUAAUUUAUUGAUAAAUAAAUAAAUAAAAUAAAA
Molecule: messenger RNA, 510 nt
Organism: Manduca sexta (tobacco hornworm)
Lineage: Eukaryota; Metazoa; Arthropoda; Insecta; Lepidoptera; Sphingidae
Product: fatty acid-binding protein 1-like
Exons: 4
Coding region: 66-464 (132 amino acids)
Biological process (GO): fatty acid transport
Cellular component (GO): nucleus; cytosol
Molecular function (GO): fatty acid binding
Source: RefSeq, a predicted model, not a curated record